Messenger RNA from Doryrhamphus excisus (bluestripe pipefish), 1213 nucleotides. It is a transcript of the gene srd5a3, whose product is annotated as steroid 5 alpha-reductase 3. Gene Ontology annotation, cellular component: endoplasmic reticulum. Gene Ontology annotation, molecular function: 3-oxo-5-alpha-steroid 4-dehydrogenase activity. Lineage: Eukaryota; Metazoa; Chordata; Actinopteri; Syngnathiformes; Syngnathidae. Gene Ontology annotation, biological process: polyprenol catabolic process; dolichol-linked oligosaccharide biosynthetic process. The record is from RefSeq and is a predicted model, not a curated record.
GUGUUGCACAUAACACCACAGUUGAAAAUGAGUUGGAGUUAUGUUGGUUUCCGCCUCAUUGAUAUUGUGUGGUUAGUUUUGUCUUUAUCGUUCUUUGUGGCACUCGGAGCUCACGUAAUCUUAAAACGUUUGCCCGCAAAAUACGAAACAUGUCGUCUUUACGUGUUGUUCCAGGAUCUGGUUCGAUAUGGAAAGACAAAGCAGAAUCUCAAACGCGACGACUGGAUGUCUGUGUUUGACGUCCCAAAGAGGUGGUUCUGGCACUUUUACGCCACUUCCGUUGUUUGGAAUGGUGGUCUUCUGUUGGCAUUCAGCAUGAACAUCAUUUUACGGCAACAGUUAUGUCCACAAUGGCUCACGAGCUUAACAAAUCUUCUAUCUGGAUCAAGGGACAUAGGAAAUGAAGCUCCUCAUCUUAGCACAGUCCUGGUACAGCUGCUACUGUGGUUGCAUUCUCUCAGGAGGCUUCUGGAGUGUCUCUAUGUCAGCAUCUUCUCUGAUGGCGUCAUCCAUGUGGUGCAGUACAUCUUCGGACUGGGCUACUACGUCCUGCUGGGGGUGACUGUGCUCUGCUCAGACCGCCUAUUUAAAGGGAAUGGAACUCUCUUAUCCCAGUUGGAGUGGUUUCACUGUGCAGGAAUUGUGCUUUUUAUUCUGGCUUCUGCACUGCAGCAUCAAUCCAUGGUCCUUCUCGCUGGACUCCGCACUGGAAAGUCAGGAAAGGUGGAGACGUUGGCUCACAGGCUGCCACAGGGGGGCUGCUUUGAGCUGGUUUCAUGCCCUCAUUACUUAGCAGAGUUGCUCAUCUACGGCUCCCUGUGUUUAGUUUUGGGAGGGCAGUCUCUCACCUGGUGGCUUGUGGUCCUAUAUGUGCUCUUCAACCAGGCGCUGGCCGCCCUGCUUUGUCAUGAUCUCUACGUCAGCAAAUACAAGUCCUAUCCUAGGCAGAGAAAAGCUUUUAUACCUUUUGUGAUGUAAACUCCAUCCAUCCAUUUUCUGUACUGCUCAUCCUCAUGAGGGUCGCAGACAUGCUGGAGCCUAUCCCAGCUGUCUUCAAGCAAGAGGCAGGGUACGCACUGGACUGGUCGCCAGCCAAUCACAGGGCACAUAUAGGCAAACAACCAUUCACACUCACAUUCAUGCCGAUGGACAAUUUGGAGUUGCCAAUUAACCUAACAUGUUUUUUUGAUAAUAAAUAGAUAUGCCUAUUGUA